AUGGACCCUAUUCUAUUCACUUCACCUGGUCGCAUCCGCAUUCUUCUAGUACCUGUACACCCCAUCAAAGCGUCUACCUUUCAGAAACAUGUAGAGCUUGUUAAGAACUUCAAUGUAGUCAAAUUGGGUGAUGUAACCCCCGACAUGCGUGGCUCUCAGUCGAUGUUUAGCCCUGCGCUAUUCCAUGAGGGACAAUUGCUCUUUAAUUUUGUAACGACUUAUGAUGUUGAACACACGUAUCUUGAGGAAUUUCAGUUGCAUCGGAGAAUAUUUGGGGUAAUCGGUAUAAUGGAUUGUCAAGAAUGGCCUGAAUUAACAGAUGGAUACCGAAAAUUCGCGGGAAUACUCAAGAAUUAUCCAUCAGCGCUAGCGCAUCGAUGCUUUGCGUUUGAUCCCUCCGAACACCAACCUGAUGACACGAAAGGCUUAAUCAUGAUACCAACUGUCGGAAAUAUGGGAUUCUAUAUGAGUACAAUGAUUUGCGAUUUUGCUAGUACAAUUCUAACCGAAUUCGGUAGCUUGGUUGAAACAAUAGAAUCAAAGACUUUUAUUGAAUCCCCCAAAGUACCUUCGUUAUUUUCGUCUCCAUUGUUAUCUCCGAAUGGCCAACUCCCUAGUCAUCGAUAUUCCACUCCUACGAUAUCAUUUACAGCGCCUGAUUUAACGUCACCUCAAACUCCGUCCUUUCCAUUGACACCUCCAUCUCAAGUCCUGACUGCAAGCAGCAUUGGCAGUAUGACGGCUGCUGCCAAUGCAAAAGAUCAAUUUCAUGGGAGAUCAUUUUCCUCUUCGACACUCGCCACUCUCUCGAAUCCGUCAUCAAUCAUGCCUACCAGCAUGUCUGACCUGAAGCUCAAACGAAGGACACCAGGAAGGGUUCAAAAAUUGCUGGCCGAUCUAUAUCUAUUGGCUGGAAGGCUGCCCGACGCUGUUUCAAACUAUUAUUCUGCAAUAGAAACUACCAAGUCCAAUUCAGACUAUUUAUGGCACGGAGCAGCAUUAGAAGGCCUCUGCGUCAGUCUUGUAUUAUUAGCAUAUUUGCAUGCUGAUAUUGGGCCGCAAGUACUCCAGGCGCCACCUUCUCCGAGUGUCAGCCAGUCUUCUUCUGCGCCAUCAUCACCGACAAAUCCCAAACCGCUUUGGGCAGAUAUAGCAGAAAAAUAUCUGAACGUAAUAACUUUAUAUGCAAAAACUUCGAAUUCGAUUAAUAAUCAAGUGCCUUCAAUAGUAUAUACCGAGGCAUGUCUAAAAAUGUCUAAAAUGCUCGCUUGUAUAUGGUUGGCCGGUGAAUGGGGAGACGAAGCACUAAAAAUGAUAGUUCAUGGAGUAAUGCCUACGGACAAAGCGGUUAGAGAAAAAUGGGGUUUGAGUCAAGUUAGCGGUGUCUCUAGAGUAGAGAUUGCCCAGUGGGCUAUGAAAGGAUACGGGAUAUUCGUGGAAGAAAUGUCUACGACGGAGCAGAUUCACGUCAAUACAUCUCUUGCAUCAAUAUUCUCUUCUAUUAAUUUCCAACGAAAGUAUGCCUUCUUUCUUCGUCGUAGUGUUUUCUUAAUACUACCUCUCCUAUCAAGAUCGCGUCUUCCUCUUGCUCAGGCAGGAAAGACAUCUAUAGUCGAGGAUGACCGCUUGCUCGGAAAUCUGAAGCAAAUCGUUGACAUUUAUGGUGUUGGAGAUGAUGAUGAAGAUCAAAAAGGUGAAUUGUCUGCGACCGAGGAAGACGCUCAAAACAACUUUGGUUGGCCUGAUAUUCAGAUAAACGUUCUUAAGGAUGCUAUUAUGAUAUCGGAAUCCAUUCCAGAUUUCCAUUCUAUUGCAAAAUACACUAGUAGGCUAUUACGAAGGUUAUUUCUAUAUCUUCCACGUGAAGAACAACAUCGCCUCUCUGUAUCCCUGCCGCGUAUCGUUGGCUUAGCUAAGAAGCAGGACAUUGAUAUGCAGAUCAAAUAUUGGGGAAUAAAUGUUGUACGUGAAGUACGAGUAUGUCGUCCAUCACCAAAGGAAAUACCGUAUCCGCAUUCUGGGAAGAUAUUAAGCCAAUCUGAUGUUAAAAAAGAAGGAAACGAUGGACCUUUUAUCUAUAAUCCGUUCAGCAAGAAGAAUGCAGAGACAGUUCAGACACACCUAGUUGCCAAUGAAACUGCGUAUUUCAUUGUCGUUCUAGCCAACGUGUAUGCUGUUGACCUGGAGAUACAAAGCAUUAGUUUAAGCACUGAAGGAGUGCCAUUUGCGCCGAAUGUGAUUUCUACUACUAUACCGGCCAAUACUUCUGUGAAUGUGAAAUUAUCUGGUGUUCCAACUGAAGCUGGCGAAUUGAUUAUACGCGGGUGCAAGAUAAAAAUAUACGGCUGUAUCGAACAAGAGUUUUACGUGUACGUGCCUCCAAAGGAAGAAGAAAUCAAGAAAGAGGACGAAUAUGGAAAACGAGUUAAAAAAAGGCAUGUGCACCACACGAUGUGGCUAGCGUUUGUAAUGUGGUUCUUUUAUUAUUUGACUGACAUAUGUUUAAACCAAAGUGGGCUGGCCAUAUUAUAUCGUCAUCGAAGAGAUGAUUCCCGUGCGAGUACAGGAACGACAUCUUCGCAGGAGAAGCAGCAGAUGGAAUUUCUUAGAGUGACUGUUAUUCCCGAUCAGCCAUUGUUGAAAAUUAAAUCCACAUCUUUGAUGCACAGAGCAAUUAUGCUGUUUGAGGGAGAAAAGACAGAGAUGACCAUCGCGUUGGCCAACAUCGGCAAAACACCAAUUGAUUUCAUAACAUUAUCUUUUCAUGACUCUACCAUUGCUAAUGCUCAAGCAAUUUUGAGUUCAUCUGAUAUACCACCAGAAGAGGCAUAUGAGAUGGAAUUUUACGCGCAUAAACAAUCGGUAUUCUCCUGGAAUCAGUCGGAUCAGCAAGUGAAUUUAUUACCUGGAGGAGAAUGGCUGCUUACAAUCAAUGUAUUUGGCAAAAGGGACUGUACGAGUGGCACGAUACAAAUAGAUUAUGGAUAUCUUAACCAGGAACAAUCGCCUAAUAACGAUACAUUUUAUACGCGUCAAGUGUUUUAUCCUGUAUUGUUAACUGUCAAUCGAAAUCUAGAACCAUUGGCCAUGGACUUAUCCAACUUUAAACCUUUGCCUGAUGUAUCUAGCAAUGAUAGUGUACAGCCUAUCGAGCAUAUGAGGCAAAUUGAAGAAUUACUUAGAGCAGUUGAUGCUUCGGGCCAAACAUUAGAUAAAUCUCGGCUGGAAAGCGAAUAUUGUUUAUUGACUUUUGAUAUUAGGAACGUAUGGCAUGUGCCCUUUGAUGUUACUUUUACAGUUGAUGAAGGAGCAUCGGGCAGAGUAGUCACGAAUUCAACGACAAUUCAACCGUUAUCUACUUCUCGGAUCGUUCUUCCUAUCCAACGCAUUUCUUUGACUGAAGGUGAGGUAACAAAACCCAUACCAUCGAUACUAGAUAAGCAAUUUGUAGUAUCGAAAGCACCCAAGGGCACAGCGGAACAAGAGAGAUUGCAACUUGCCUUAUUUUGGUAUAGGGAGACUUUGCUAAAAAGGUUGACCACUUCCUGGGAUUGCGUAUCCUUUGUUCUCCAUACUGUUGUUGUUCGACAAGUUUCUUUGUUUUUGAUAAGCAUCCUGAACAAGCGAACAUUUCGAUAA
This is a messenger RNA of Paraglomus occultum, 3639 nucleotides long. Lineage: Eukaryota; Fungi; Glomeromycota; Glomeromycetes; Paraglomerales; Paraglomeraceae. The record is from the annotation of a GenBank genome assembly.